Messenger RNA from Eublepharis macularius, 3407 nucleotides. RefSeq names its product dipeptidase 2-like. NCBI's taxonomy places the organism in Eukaryota, Metazoa, Chordata, Lepidosauria, Squamata, Eublepharidae. Gene Ontology annotation, biological process: proteolysis. The transcript has 11 exons. The record is from RefSeq and is a predicted model, not a curated record. Gene Ontology annotation, molecular function: metallodipeptidase activity. The coding region runs from base 172 to 1479 and encodes 435 amino acids.
GUCAAGGGCUGAUGUCCCAGCUCUGAAAAAUGACUAGCCCUGCUUCAGGCAGAUGCAGGCUGGGGAAGGAGAUUCUCAGCAGCCAAAGACAAUACAGCUAGCUGAAAGUGGAAUCAAAGCCAGAGAGAACUUCGGCAAGCGUUGUGAGUCCUGAGCUCCUUUUUAGCCAAGAUGCCAUCUUAUGAACGUCUCCAUCCAGUGAAUGUCCUUGUGGGCCCCAAGAGGGAUCUGCAGAAAACGUUUCUGUGUUUUUUGAUGUUGCUUGUCAAUCAUUUGGAAUGUGGAGCUGAUGUAUCCUUGAGAGACCAGGCUCUGGAAUUAAUGAAGAGUUCGCGUUUAAUUGACGGACAUAAUGACCUGCCACUGAAGCUGAGAUGGUACUAUCAAAACAAGCUGAGUAAAGUUGACUUAAGGACGCUCAGCACCACAGGCACAAAUAUUCAGAAACUAACUGCUGGCCAUGUUGGUGCUCAGUUUUGGUCAGUAUAUGUUCUCUGCAGCGCACAGAACAAAGACGUUGUGCGUCUCACCCUGGAGCAAAUUGAUGUUGUCAAGAGGAUGUGCAAAUCCUACGAGGAAUUUGAGCUGGUGACGACUGCUCAAGGCAUUAAGAACAUUCCAAACAAUAAGAUAGCUUGCUUGAUUGGCAUCGAAGGGGGUCACUCCAUUGACAGCAGUCUUUCGGCUCUGCGGAUGUAUUACGAACUGGGCGUUCGGUACAUGGGACUGACACACACCUGCAACACGCCCUGGGCAGAAACGUCAUCAAAACAAGUACACAAUUUCUAUCCAGGCACGAAAGGCUUGACUGCUUUUGGCAAAGAAGUGGUGAAGGAGAUGAAUCGCUUGGGGAUGAUGAUCGACUUGUCGCAUGCUUCUGAUGCAACGGCUCGGGCUGUCCUCAGCACCUCCACAGCGCCAGUCAUUUUCAGCCAUUCCUCUGCCUUUUCGGUCUGCAACCAUUCGCGGAAUGUUCCCAAUGAUAUUCUACGACGUCUGAAAAAGAAUAACGGGAUUAUCAUGGUAUCAUUCUCAACUACAAUGUUGGCCUGCGGUGAUCAAAGAGUGAGCAUUUCCACUGUUGCAGAUCACUUUGACCACAUAAAGAAAAUGGCAGGCUCCAAAGCAAUAGGAAUUGGCAGUGACUAUGAAGGAGCAAAUCAAUUCCCUGAGGGGUUGGAGGACGUUUCAAAAUACCCGGCCUUGAUUGAAGAACUGCUGAGAAGGGGCUGGAACAAUGCAGAACUGCGUGGUGUUUUGAGAGACAAUAUUUUGCGUGUUCUCAAAGAGGUAGAAAAAGUGCAGGAGAGAAGUUCAGCAAUGAAUGUGAGUGAAGAAGAGAUUCCUCCUGAAAAGACCAUGCAUGCCUGUCGCUUAGACCUGAGACGUGCGCCCGCCGUGGCUUCCCACGGAGCACCUUUCUGGGGGCAGCUAAAGAGUGUAAUAGUCACUUUGGGGGUGUUUCUAGUGUUACACUGAGAGUGUCUCAUGCAACAGAACCAUGGCUCUACCCACCUGUUAUAUGCCUGCUGAGUAGUUCCGAUAGAGUGUGAAACACAACUGGAUGCUGCCGUCUACUCAAAUCGCCGCACCUGCUUCUUAAUUUUUACACUGAAAAGGAGAGACUGCAGCAUUGUCCACAUGACAUAUGUGCAUAUGGAGGAACCUGCACAGGAAGGGAACCCCCACCCCACCCCUAUGCUCAUUUGCCAAAACGUAAGCACCGACCUUGCAUUGUUCAGUCAGGGGGAUUGAGCCUUGAUAUGUACACUUCGUAAACACACAAUCUCUGUGCACACAUUGCAGGUGGGGGUGGUGCCAGCAUGCUUUGCCAGAUCCUAGGCAAAGCCAGGAUGCCAAAUGCUGCUCUCCCUCUAUAUGCACCGCCCUGUAUGCAUUGAAGUUAUUUAUACAAGGCUGCCAUUUGGACAACAAAGGGUGCAUUUUCCUUCCCGGUUGCCCUGCCCUAUCAUUCCACAAACUCAAUCCCUGCCAUGUUUUCCCUUUCGAUUCCAGCCCAUUCAAGCAGAAAGUCGGCUCUAUCGAAAAGCAGUUUGGAGCCACUGUGAUUGAAAUCUUGCAGGGUUGGUCCUUCCACCUCCCAGAAGGCAUUAACGACUUCUCUGGUCUUCACUAGAGAUGGGCACAAACCAAAAUACGAACCAAAAUUAAGCAUGAACCAGGCCGGUUCAUGGUUCGCGAACCGUGGUUCAUGAGAUCCCAUUUCUGACGAACCACCACGAACUUUAGGCUGGUUCGUUUGGUUUGUUUUUUGGUUUAUGACUGCAGACAGCCUGGUGCCAGUCAAUCAGUUUGCUAGGCAACAGGGAAUGGACUUCCUGCAGACCUUCUGCUGACCCGGAAGCGACGAUUUUCUGACCCGGAUAUGAUGUUUUCGCAAACUGGUUCACGAACCAGGGGCAGGUUUGUGAAAUUUGAUGAACCAUGAACCACAUGGUUUGUUUUUUUUCCGGUUCGUGCCCAUCUCUAGUCUUAAUUUCAGGGUCCAAGAACAGAGUAGAGCCUGCCCAGUUGUGUCUCACCCUCUGUUAAAUAGAACGUGGUAUGCUAUCUGUGGGUUUGUGGCCUCUUGUGAGACAUCCAGGGCCUCAGACAGCCACAGUAACAUCGUUGUGGCCCCAGCUGGCCCCUGAGUCCUCUUCUACUGCUCUGCUGUGAUCCAUUUGAAGUAUAGGUUGCGACUCUUACAGUGCAAUCCUAAACAGAGUUAUUCGAAGUAAUGCUGCUUAGGCUUGCGUUGUUAGGGAAUCUUCCUUCCAUCCUGCUGACACCUCGCUCUCUCUCUUCUCCAUCUUCCACCAUGAGAGCAGAACAUGCUUCUUGCAUCUCUCUCCAUCCUAGUGUAGUGAGCUAGAUUUGAAUGCUCUUUCUACUCUAUCCUACCCAGACUGGAGUUUCUUUAAAUAAAAGAUUCUUAUCUCUUUACUAAAGAUCAAACAGGCUCCAUGUGGUUCUUUGUUCCGCAGCAGCCACUCUGUAAUAAAAAGACAUGUCUAUCUCACCCCCACUUAAAAUGCUAAUUACAAUGUGGUGAGCCCUGUUUCAAUUUACAAAACCAAGCAGAAGUAUAAAGGUCAUGUCUCGUCAUCUCCCCCUUCGUGUGUGGCUUUAAUCUGAAUCAUUGCUGCAUGCAUGCCCAGUUUAUCUUUUGUAGACAAACAGAGAUCUGUAAUCUUUGUCACAUCAGUCUGGAGUGCAGGAGCCUGCAUCCCCAACCCUGGACACAUUAAAAUCUAUUUUGUUUCAUGAAAUUUUGGUGAGCGGUAGCUUGAUGUUGUUUUGUUUCCACCUGCUUUCAUCUAAUUCUGCUUCUGUUUUAUUGUUUCAGUGUUUGUGCUUAUUUUACAUCUCAACCAAAUUAAAACAAAAUUUAUUGUAAUACUGAA